CAGACAUUUUUUCAUACACCCUCGGUAAACGUUAUUUUCACAUGUGCUCAUGGCACUUUCAACGACAAUCCCGAUACGAUCACGUGCAGUUUCACGCCGCGAUCACGUGUUAAACCUUCUUCCACCGCUGACUGUGGUGAACAGAGAGGAAGCUACCGCGCAUGAUCGUUUGUUCUCAGAUGAUCCACCUCCAAGGAAAUACGCAGCAAAUUUUCCAAGUAAAGUUCUUCGACACCUUGGGGCAUGGACAUUUUAUUCUUCUCCAACAAAAGGAGAAUUAGCUCUACUUGACAAAAGUAUGUAUGAUUUGGACAAGAACAAGGAAAAACUGGACAGAACAGACGGUGAGGAAAAAAUUGGGAAUAAGAAUACUGAGAAACAUUCCCACUACACCAACGAUAUCAAAAGUGGACCGGAAGUGAGAGGGGGUGAGACUUUAAAGGAGAGGAGAGAAAAGGUAAUGAAGCAAACAAUGAAAGACGCAAAAGAAAAACAAAAACAGAAAAGCAAGAUAAAAGAGGAAAAAAAUUCAUCUGUCUCUAAACAGUCAACAAAGAAAAUUUCUAGUGUGCCAAACUCCACGGAGAAAACCGUACAAGCAGCUGCAGCAAAUAGAGUCAAUAAGGUUGAAGAUGAUAAGAGCACAAUCAAGAAAAAGUCACGUAAAAUUCCAGUGCACAGAAAACAACAAACAACCAGCGAUAAGACUGAGUUAUCCAUUGACACUUCAAAAGUGCUUGAUGGCACUGUCAUCGUCCUAAUUCUGUCCCUUGAUCAAGCACCCCUAAAUGCAGAUCACACGUAG
Molecule: messenger RNA, 805 nt
Organism: Pocillopora damicornis (cauliflower coral)
Lineage: Eukaryota; Metazoa; Cnidaria; Anthozoa; Scleractinia; Pocilloporidae
Source: RefSeq, a predicted model, not a curated record